Messenger RNA from Coregonus sp. 'balchen', 6388 nucleotides. The record is from the annotation of a GenBank genome assembly. Lineage: Eukaryota; Metazoa; Chordata; Actinopteri; Salmoniformes; Salmonidae.
CGAAAAUCAUACACCUGACGCCCGGACUUGCUACUCAGUGUGGAUUCAGCUUUAAAUUCGACCCCAUGGGGAAUGCCAUGUUUUUUGCUUCUCUUCAAAACUGCUUUUCCCGAAACAUGGUAAUACUAUAAACACUAGUGUUUGCUUGAACUUCAAAUUGACAUUUUGUUGCAAUUUCACUGCAAUUGGAACCAUUUUAUUUAACAUUAUUUUGACAUGGCGUCAUGCUGAGACCAAGCUCUCUUUUACAGAUGAGCCCUAGAGACACCUCAAUAUUCACAUCAAUACAAGAAAAACAAAGACAUUAUUCAGUAAAAAGGACCUCAAUCAGCCUUUUGAAUUGCUGUAGAGGCACUAAUUCAUCAAAUUUUAGAGCCUUAGAUUAUUCCACAAGUAAGGUGGCAAAAACAUUUUAGCAGAUUUACUUAACUCUGGCUAUCGACAGGAUCUCCGUAGUUAGCCAUCCCUGAGACUGGGUCUGGUAUCUCGUACCUGUAAGUUAACAGUAAAGUACAGCGGAAGUGUAUUGAGGAGCACUCUAAAAACAGUACAAUGUAUUGAUAUGAGACUUCAUAGGGCCAGCCUACUUUCUGAUACAGAAUGCAGUGAUGUGUACUACUGAGCCCAUCUCCCAUAGUAAAGUGUAGUGUUGCUUCAAUACAGUGGCAGCUGCGUUCAUAGACAAUUUUGCCAUAGUCUAUAACUGGCAUGAAUGUCAACUGAAUUAUUUAUUUUCUGCUAUAUAAUGAAAGGCAUUUCCUUCAUUUUAGGAUGAUAAGAUGUUCAGCUUGGUCAUACAGUUUAGGCUGCCAGGAAACCACUUGACUGAAGACCCUGUGUAUAGAGUGGGCAAAACUUGUAGCUACACCCGCUGGUCCUCCCGAGAGAUUCUGUGCGACCGCAACUACAUGGAGGCAAGUGAGCAGAGCAUGCCCCAAUGGAGAUGUUUACAGUCGAGCUUGUCCUAACUGCCUGUAUGAAUGAUCUGUCUAGACCUAUAACUCUCCAGUGUUUAAUUUAGUCUGCUUCUAUGAAACAAAGUAGAGGCCUUGGCCCUUUCUCAACUGUGUGUCCUUGAUUCUGCUCGCCUCUUCAAACUGCACAUAGGACAACUUUAGAGGAGAGGACUCUUGGCCUAUUCUCAAUGCAUUUGAGGAGAGUGGACACAGAUUGAGAAAUGGCCUUUGACUUGAUUUCUUAUUGUACGGGAGGGAGAAAAUGGUUAGGGAAUAAUGGCCUUUCUCCCCUAGGUGUCUGUCAGAAGGACUCUUCCAGACAUCCAAACCUUCCCUGAGCAGCCCAUUGGAGGCCCGAAAGCAAGGAGCGGCGACCUCCGGAGAGGAGCUGAGGUAGCCAUAUUUCAGUAUCUGUAAUUUCACUACAAAAAUGUAAGGAUGGCGCUGAACAGAAUUUGUUUGUUGACAAUUUGUUUCAUUCAUGUUUCCAUUUCCUGAGACAGGCUGUUGCUUCAGGAUACAAAAUGACAGCAGUGGUCUUUAGUCCUAGCAAGAAGGUCAUGAAGGUGGAUGAGGUCCAAAGAAAGGGCUAUGCAAUAGCCAACACUCCCACAAGGCUAGUGUUAAGAAGCCCCCAUAAUGCAGAGGAGACGUACCUCCAGAAUGUAAGAUGACUUUCUCCACUUCCUCCAUGAGCUCCCCCCCCCCACCCUGGUUUUAUAACUGGGUCAUGUUCAGUAGAGAGAACAUUUGGAAACAGUGGCCCUACCUGAACUUGACAAAGAACCAACUUUUUUGCAACAUAUUUUAAUACGGUGUACCCUACUGAACACGGCCCUGGUGUGGUUGCCCCCUGAACAGGUAGCUGGGGUUCCGAUGAGGGUGCUCUCAACCUCAACCUUCUUUGCGCAGAAGUGGCUGGUUACUCGAGUAGAUGCAACGGCUGUUUGUCCAACACCAGGUUGAGUGUGAAAUAAUGGAGGAACUUGGGGAGAAUUACGAUCCUAUAAACCAGUUAUUAAUUGGCUCUAGACAAGACUUUCAUUUGUGUUUUAUGUAGUUUCUGUCAGUAUCUGGGUAUUGUUCAGUGGGGAAAAUGUUUUGAAAUGGGGAGGAACUAACAAUUUUUCCAAUUGGGGCACAUUUGUUUUCAGUUGCAAAAUGUUCUGUUACAUGUGCACUGGCCUACUGAACAUGACCUUGGCUUCUUGUUUCACUGCAGGGGCAGUGGAAUUUACCCCAGAAGUGAUCACCUGGUACAUGCCCAGGCACAUAGACCCACUUAUCUCCUCUGAUGCCUUCACCAUGUUGGAGGUCUACAUGGGAAUUGACGCUAAGAGGCUGGACACUGAGGAAAUGGCUGCCAGAAACUACUCGGUUUUAGUCACGGAGGCUCAUAUUAUUGUUGAAAUUCCGGUGGGGGCGGUUGGCGGCUAUUUCAAGGUCAGCAUGGGAUGACGAAUGUUCUGUUAAUUGUAAAUCAAUCAAAUCUUAUUUAUAUAGCCCUUUUUACAGCAGCAGUUGUCAGUGCUUUGCGGUAACCCUUUUCCCAUGAGAGAUGGGGAAACUCCUAGAAACAUUGUCUUGUGUAAAAUGUUUCUUGCGCAAAAUUACUAAUUGUCUGAUUUAAUCAGGCUAAUACACAAUUGGUAUAUACAGCCUGACACAUUGGAUUGCAAAAUCGUGUAAAUGUUCCUUACAAGCCAGAAAGUUGACUAAAAUUACAUUAAAACUUACUCUACCGUUUGUCAUGCGGCCGCUUGAAAUUUGAGACAAAAUAUCCACAGGAAAGUAUUGUUUACCCAACUUUUUAGAGCUGGUAGGUUUGCCGCUGAAUGCAAGCAACGUUCGGUUACGCUCUGCUAUUUACAUAUUGUGCAAGUAUUUACUUUGUGAGUCCGUUGACUGAAAAUACAAGCCGACAACAUAUACCUACCACCUCAAGUCUGGUAAACAAUACUUUCCUUUGGAUAUUUUGUCUUAAAUUACGAGAGGCUGAAGGACAAACCACACAGAUAACCGGUAGAGUAAGUUUCUAAAUUUUAUUUAACAUUCUGGCUUAUGAGGAACAUUUUACAUGUUGCACUCAAUUGUGUAUUACAGCCUGAUUUUGAUCAGACAUUCCUAAAUGCAUCACUUGUCUCUCCCGUACAGAGCCAUAUUCAGGAUAACCAGUACUUUGUCACUUACACCAUUGAGCCCAUGCUUGAGUUGUUGUGGAUCGAGGAGGUGGCACACGAGGACACCAGAUACAAAGUCCUCUUCCCUAUCACAACACCUCCGAUGGCCAGGCCGCCACAAGUUCGCAACUGUGAGUUUAGUUUAAUGGUGCUUUUGGGCCUACGGGAAGUUGGGACGCCUGGGUCGUUCAUUAGGCACAACUGAAGAAAAUGUAUUGAAACGGGGAGGCCUUACCCGGACUUCUCCAAUAACAAAUGCUCAUUUUCGAAUUCCAUUGUAACUCAAUUCAAAAUGUUUUCUUUUGUUUGCCACUGAACAGACACGCCCUUAGACGCAGUUCCUGAGCAGGCAGUGUUUGUGUUUGAGUUGGGGACCUUCAACCUUGAUGUGGCGCUGCUGAACAUCACCUUUCCCACCGUGGUGCUAACUGUUGCAGAGUGCAACGCCAGAGGCUUCAAUGUUCAGGAGCAGCGAUCCCUGGACAACACCUUGAAGACCUUCAGGAUGGAGGUGCCCUUCUCAGACCCGGUGGUCUUUCAGGAGGUGUGUUUCUGUAAAAGCAAAGUCACAUGCAGUAAUUUGUGCAUGCCCUAAAGUGGGUGAACAACAAAAUAUAAAUAAUGGAGAGAAUGUACCAAAAAUACUUUCUAUCCCUCAUUUACUCAAGUGUUUCCAUUAUUUUGGCAGUAGUAUGCGUUUUCACUUGCCAAUAGUGCUUGAUUUUAUGAUAGAUCUACAAGUUAGAGGAAUGAGGGCAACAUUACUUUUUGUAGUAUAUCGUUUUUAAUAGUCCCCAUAUGUACUUAGUUAUCACUUGCUGUUGAAUAGAGUUCUGUUAUCAAUUGACCAAUGCUCUUAACUUCACUACAGAAAAGGCCGGAACAAGGUGUCACAACCUUCACUCUACAGCUGAUCUACGGCCUGGUCAUCUUGCCAGAGUACACCACUUUCUCUCACUCUGCCGUUGUGGAUGCUGUACUGCUGGACAUUGGUAUGUAACUGUGGUCUCUGGACUACGCUAAACUACUCUUGAAUGGUUUCCUCUCGUUUAAUGAUUAAUCUGAAAGGAAAUUGGCAGUGAAAGCCAGAUGGUUGACUUAAAAGCCCAACUAGCCAUACCGUAGGUUUUUUCCUAUGCGUUCUCUUCAAAGACAGUAUUAAGCUUUAGAGUAUUUGGACCCAGUGUCCUGUUCCUGAUUUGCCAGGAUCGUGGUCAUUUAGUCACACCAUAGCAAAACAUUUUCAACUGAGAACAAGGGUUUCUUCUUGGACAAGUUCAAGUAGUACCUCCAUGUUUUUUGUGCUUAAUGAACACAACCCUGUUUGUCCUUGUAGUGCCACCCUCAGUCACUGGCAACUGUGAUCAGGAGAACUUCUACAUCACCGUGGACUACAGGAACCAAGAGCCCUUUUUCGUGGUCUUGGUUGGCAAGCGGCUGCUUAGCAAUGAGCUUGCUCAACAGUAUUUAACAGAGGGCGACGCAAACUUCACCAUCACGUUACCCUUCUCUUCGCCGGACGCAGUGUUUGAGGUACGAUGCUCUCCCAAAACAACAUGUUAACCAAAUUGACGCAACUAGCCUCGCUUUACUUACCCUGUAUACAUGCAUACUAAUGAACUCUCCCAUCGGUUCUCAGUCGGUUCACUCGUCCUCUGUCAGGAGCAGACUGGAUGUGGCUCUCUUGAAUCCUUACAACAACAUGACCCUCAAAUACUUUUCCCUGGCUUGCAGCUUCCUCAAAACACUGACUGGUUGGUUCUCAAACAAUUAAUUCAGAUAACUAGUCAUAUGAUAUGGCUACCAAACCUGGGUUCCUUCCAAUUACUGUUUGAGACUAAUAGUGCCAGAUGGCCAUGAUUUGCACUUUGGGUGCUGUUCUAUUGUGCUAGGUAAGCUCAAUUAAGUAUUGGCAAUAAACAAAUACUAUUUGAACCCAGGUCUGAUAGCUACCUGUCCUUUGCCCCCCCCAAGAGUGUUUCUCUAACGGGACGAUGACUGCGCUGGCGGUGAAGGUGGAGACUGCUCCCAGUCUGAACCCCGGUCUGCUGACCCUGAGCGACCCUGCCUGUGGCCCCACCUACAGCGACGACCGCUUCGCCUACUUCCACUUCACUGUUAACUCGUGUGGCACCACCAGGAAGGUAAAAUUACUGUAUUACCCUGAGGUGAUGGGUACUGUAUUUACAGACUGUUUGCUUCUGCAGGCUGUAAUAAGUCAAUGCCCCUCUAUUACAUAGUUUAUCAACAAUGUCAUGCUGUAUGAGAACGAAAUCUCCUUGCCAGAUGAACUUGAGGUGAAGAUUAACUCCAAUACUUCUUCAGCGGAAGAAUAUCAGUAAGUGCAUUACACAUCACAAUUGUAGCUAAUAGAUUUUUUUUCUCACUAAUUGCUCAAUACUUUAACUUUGUAUACAGGGCAAAUGUGCCUCUUCUACCAGUGUAGGCCUGUGUCCACUCACUGCUUGAUGUUUCCCCUAUUGACGUUGUCUACCAUCCCUCUUAGGUUAAAGAUUUCCUGCUACUAUGUGGUCAACAUCACUCACACAUUGGCCUUCCGUACUAGGCUGCACAACGAGCCUGUUGCCGAGACUGGGACCGGUCGAAUAAUGGUCAGAAUGAGACUCGCGCAGGGUAAGAGUGCACAAAUUCAGAAUUUCAACUUUACCUCUAAAUUCUAGUAACUCCUGAAAAUUGAAUAUAAUAUUGGAGAACUUGGAAGGUCUCCUUUGGUACAUUGAUAAAUUGUACAAAACCAUUCCCAAAAUGUAAGCAUUAUUGUGGUAUGUUACUCUUGCAUUCUGAUUGGCUUGGUGGAAAUGUUUCCAAUCCAUAUUGUGUCCAUUUAUCCAACAAUCUUAGAUCUACAGGUGUGGCUAGGAGUUGAUUUGGGAAUUCGUCAGCCUCUAGUUGGGAUAGCGUUAGCUAUAAAUGGGUUGUGUUUAUUGGGGCACAACAGUAUCCCAAAACGAGCAUUUCUUAAUGGACAAGUUCAGAUGGUACCUUCCUGUUUUGUGCCCACUGAACACUAUCCCGGUUGUCUCGUUCUGUGUUCCAGAUGCCUCCUAUAACACGUUCCACCAGGAGGAGGACUAUCCAUUGGUGAGGUACCUGAGACAGCCUCUGCACUUCGAGGCGGAGCUGACCAGUUCCGCUGACCCCCAGGUAGCGCUGGUGCUUGACCACUGCUGGGCCACCCUCAACGAGGACCGCGACUCCCGACCCAGAUGGAAUCUCAUCAUUAAUGGGUAA